Messenger RNA from Closterium sp. NIES-67, 2669 nucleotides. NCBI's taxonomy places the organism in Eukaryota, Viridiplantae, Streptophyta, Zygnematophyceae, Desmidiales, Closteriaceae. The record is from the annotation of a GenBank genome assembly.
AAACGAGUUCGAGCCAAAUGAACCAAAACAGCUCGCACUCCCCGAUAACAUCGCUCCAGUGAGCAGUCGCUUGCGCUAUUCUCACGCCCGUCGUUCUUCCCUGGGUUUGCUUUUGAGUGGGCGAGCCCCUCUGGCUUGUUCUCACGCCCGUCGUCCGUCGUCGCACUGGGCUAUAACUCUGGGAAGAUCGUUAAGACACGCUGGUGAAUCUAACGGCAUAGUGGGCGGAACCGAUGAGACCGAUUGCGGCGAGCAUGGAAGACGAGGAGGCGGAUUGGAGGGUUCGGAUGGAGAGAGGGAGCGCGGAGGAGGUCCGGGGUAGCGCGCUGGACCUACUGAAGCGGAUGGAGGAGGACGAUUCCUGGAAAUUACCGUCCGUGCGCAGAAUUCAGGUACCCCACGUGCGACAGCAGCACUCUUGGGACUGUGGAGUGGCGUGCGUUCUCAUGGUGCUCAAGGCGCUCCAGAUCCCCAUCCAGACCGUUCAAACUGAACCAAAUCGGAGUAUCCCUGCCGUCCAAUCGCUGCAGCCAAUCGGAGCAUCGCCUGCCGUGCCUGCUACAGCCGCCGCUAGGAACUCUAGAACAGCGGUAGCCUCAGCUACAGCUACUAGUGCAGUCACAGUUGUAGCUAUCAUUGACGCCCCGAACACAUCUACAAAUAUCAGUGACGCUCCAGCUACAGCUACAACUACAUCUGCAUCCCCUACACAUAUCGCUGAAGCUGCAGGCACAGCCACAGACCCAGCUACAGCCGCCGCCACACACUUAGCCACGCCCCCAGCCAACAGCAACACAGCUGUAGGCCCCACAAUCGGCAAAUUCGCAGCAGCUGAUGCUCAGCCUGCCUUAUCCCCGUUAGCAGCAGGUGAGGAGGAGCAGGGCGUGCAGGGGUCAGAGCAGGCGUUGGAAGAGGCAAAGGGCGCACAAGCUAAGGCUGUGGCAGGGCGGGACGCGGAGGCAGCUGGCCUGUGUGCGCACUUGCCUGUGCGGGAAGGCUCUGACGCCUGGGUGGGCUCGGACUUGAACGACCAUGCUGGCCCGCCCUCGCACGCAGCGGGGGGUGUUGGGCCAUCGCUGCUUGCAGCAGAGCGUGGAGCAGAAGAGUGGGGACCUGGGAUGGGCGGCAGAGAAGCAGCUCAGAGGCAUGGCUGUGUGAUGCGAGCUGGGGACGGUGCAUGUGACAUGGCAUGUGACAUGGCAUGUGAGGUGGCGUGUGAGGUGGCAUCAGGCCGUGUGAGAGCUGCGCCUAGCAUGGGAGCACCUGAUGGGUCAAGUGCUACGACCAGGGGCAGGCCACCUGAUGCUGGCGGGGCAGCUGCCUCUGGCGGCCACGCAGGGGGCUACUGGCUGCGAUCUGGCGCGAGUGUGAAUGGCACAGACGGAGACAACAGAGGGGCGUAUGGUAGUGGUAGCAGCGGUAGCAGGGGUAGCAGGGGUAGCAGGGGUACCAGCGGUGGCAGGGACGGCAGGGGCAACAGGCAAGUAGCAGCAGGGGCAGAGCUAGGGAGAGAAGGCAACGCAGGCACAAGAGGAGGAGGAAAUAAGAGCACAAACGGAAGCAGAAUCAGCGAGCAGAGUGCUGACUGUGCUGUGGGUGUGGAGGGGGGCAGAGAAGGGGAGAGAGUACCAGAGGCAGGGCUGGCAGCAGGUCGGGCAGCAGCAGUGGCGGGUGUGGGGCCCGCAAGAGCAGCAGCGGGUGUGGGGCAAGCAGGAGCAGCAGCACAGGGAGAGGAGGAUGCGCGGCAGCUGCAGUACCUGCACAGGCAGUGCGGCACCACCAGUGUGUGGAGCAUCGACCUGGUGGCUGUGCUGCACGGCCACGGCGUGGCAGUGGAGUUUCUCACCAUCACCAUCGGCGCCAACCCCUCCUUCGCCUCCGAAGCCUUCUACAAGGAGAACAUGCCUGGCGACGUGGACAGGGUCAACCGCCUCUUUGCAGACACCAUGCGAGCUGGCGUGCCCAUACAGGUGGGCUCAUCUCAUCUCAUCUCAUCUCAUCUCAUCUCAUCACUUCUCAUCUCAUCUCAUCUCAUCUCAUCUCUUCUCACCUCACCUCAUCUCAUCUCAUCUCAUCUCAUCGCAUCGCAUCCCACCCAGUGUGCAUCCAUUCGCAUUCAGCAUCUGGCGUGGCUGCUGCUGUCUGGUCGCUACCUCGUCAUUGCCCUCGUGGAUAAGCGCACCAUCACCCAUCCUCUGGCUUCGGAGCGAUGCCCUCCUGAGUGUUGUGGGCCAACUCCUGGCUACAUUGGCCAUUUUGUGGUGGUGUGUGGCUUUGACAGCCAGUGCAGGAUGUUUGAGAUCUGCGAUCCAUCCUCACACGGCGGCACAUCGUGGGUGCCCUUCGCAGCAUUGGAGGAUGCGCGCAUGACAUUCGGCACGGACCAGGAUUUGAUUCUGGUUCGACUCGCGGACUCAUCUCAUAGUGAGCUAAGAUGAGCAGUGUAUCGCUUUUCACGACAAAGGCCGAAAGGUGCCUACAAAAUAGUGUUAAACUAGAAAGAAUAAUUCGAAGAAUGGAGAACAGGGGAGAUAUAGCGUUUGGGUUGUAACCACUAAGAAUAUACGCUAUCUAGCCUAUAACUUCUACAUAAACAAUAGAAGUAUAAGUUCACACACCCCCUAGGCUAGAUAAGGGGUAGUGCUGAGCAAGAAACACGCAGCUCAGGG